Erythranthe guttata (spotted monkey flower) is the source of this 2146-nucleotide messenger RNA. The record is from RefSeq and is a predicted model, not a curated record. Lineage: Eukaryota; Viridiplantae; Streptophyta; Magnoliopsida; Lamiales; Phrymaceae.
CCCCCGCCCACAAAAUCAAGAAAGUGGAAAAGGAUAAAAAGUGUACACACACUCACACACACAUUGCCACACGCGCGCCCGGCGAAAUUCUGUUAUCUCCACUGUUUCAAUCUGUGAGAGAAAUAUGGCAAUAAAAAGAUACCGUGGAGACAGAAAAAACCGACGCUCGAUUUCCCUAUUAAUAAUAGCCGCCCUCUGCGGUUUCCUCUACCUCCUCGGAGUAUGGCAAAAGAGCGGCUCGGGUAAAGGAGACAGCAUCGCGCUCGAAGUAAUGAACAACGCCGAAAACUGCAACAUUCUCUCGCACCUGCAAAUCAAGAUCCAUCAAUCCAACGUCUUCUACAAUUUCCAACCCCAAUUUUUCGAGCCGUGCGAAGACAAAUACGUAGACUACACGCCAUGUCACGGUCAAAAAAUACGAGGAGUUGUUCAAUUUCCUAGAGAGAGAAACUGCCCGCGUGGCGAAUACAAGCUGCGCUGCCUUGUACCUCCGCCGAAAGGUUACGUCGAGCCUUUUCGGUGGCCGAAGAGCCGUAGCUUUGUGCCUUACGUCAACGCGCCCUAUCGGAGCUUGACAGCUGGCAAAACGGGGGAGAAUGAUGUUAGAAAAGAAGGGAGUGUUUUUAUAUUCCCGAGUGGCGGGGCCCAGUCGUCGUAUAUCGAAGAACUUGCUUCUGUGAUCCCCAUGGACAAUGGAACUGUUAGAACUGCACUCGAUAUCGGUUGUGGGGUGGCGAAUUGGGGAGCGUAUAUGUUUGAAAAGAAUGUUAUUACAAUGUCGUUUGCUCCGCGUAAUUCAAAUGAAGCACAUGUUAAAUUUGCUCUCGAGAGGGGCGUUCCCGCAAUUAUCGGUGUUCUUGGAACUAUAAAGCUGCCUUAUCCUUCGAGUGCAUUUGACAUAGCGCAUUGUUCUCAUUGUUCGAUACAAUGGGGUGAAAAUUAUGGAAUGUACAUGAUGGAAGUUGAUAGAGUGCUUAGGCCAGGUGGCUACUGGAUAAUAUCGGGUCCCACAAUAAACCGGAGGGGUAAUUAUCACACGUGGAGGCGCCCACGGGAUAAAAUUGAAAUGGAACAUGAAAAAAUCGAGGAAAUAGCGAAAAAUCUUUGCUGGGAGAAGAAAUACGAAAAGGGCAAUAUCUCUAUAUGGCGAAAACGAAUUAAUAACAAAAGCUGCACCAAACGAAAUAACCGUGCCAUUAUAUGCAACUCCUCCUAUACACGUAAUAUCUGGUACAAGAAAAUGGAAGCGUGUGUAACUCCGGACGAAGUUUCGGGAGGGGAGGUGAAGCCGUUUCCGGAGAGGCUUAAUGCGGUUCCUCCGAGGGUAUCGGGAGGGAAUAUUCCGGGGGUUUCUGCGGAUGCGUUCGAGGAAGAUUCUAGAAAGUGGCGGAAGAAUGUCAAUACGUAUAAGACUGUCAACAAGAUUGUUUCUUCCGGAAGGUACCGGAACAUUAUGGAUAUGAAUGCCGGCCUCGGAAGUUUUGCUGCAGCGCUCGAGUCCCCUAAUUUGUGGGUGAUGAAUGUUGUUCCGACUAUAGCCGAAAAGGAUACGCUCGGUGCUAUAUACGAACGAGGGUCGUAUGACCUGAUUCAUGCUAGUGGAAUUUUCAGCUUGUACAGCGGCAAAUGCAACGAACAAGACAUACUCCUAGAAAUGGAUCGGAUUUUAAGACCGGAAGGUGCGGUUAUAUUACGAGACCACGUCGAUGUUUUGAUCAGAGUAAAGCGAAUUGCAGUCGGCAUGAAAUGGAAUGUUAGAAUGAUGGACCACGAGGAUGGUCCCCUCGUCUCUCAAAAGAUACUAUUCGCCGUUAAAAAAUAUUGGGUUGCUGGGGUAGACAACGCCACGUCAUCGUCGUCAUCGCUGUAAUAAUAAUAAUUAAUCGACAUCGAACUAAUUUUUUUAUUUUUCUUUUUUGGACAGAAUAUAUUUGACUGGUAUGAGUAAUCUGCAUUUUUUUUGUAUAGAUUGUAUAAAACUGUAGAAUAGAGGGCUUUGUUUCAGUCUUGUUUAUUUGUUUAUCUCCCCUUUGUUUCACAUUUAGAAUUAUAUUUUUGACUUUAGUGGAGGAUUAUAGAUGUCCCUUUUUAUUGUUACAUUUCGCGAUUAAUUAAAGGAAUGUGAUAAAUGUUGUUUCAGUUUCAA